Coregonus clupeaformis (lake whitefish) is the source of this 3761-nucleotide messenger RNA. Its product is annotated as wiskott-Aldrich syndrome protein family member 1. Gene Ontology annotation, molecular function: actin binding; protein kinase A regulatory subunit binding; Arp2/3 complex binding. The record is from RefSeq and is a predicted model, not a curated record. The transcript has 10 exons. Bases 401 to 2059 code for a protein of 552 amino acids. Gene Ontology annotation, biological process: actin cytoskeleton organization; positive regulation of Arp2/3 complex-mediated actin nucleation. Gene Ontology annotation, cellular component: cytoskeleton; SCAR complex. NCBI's taxonomy places the organism in Eukaryota, Metazoa, Chordata, Actinopteri, Salmoniformes, Salmonidae.
CGCGUGAGGUGGCUCUCCAACAAUAGAAAGUGGUACGUACCAUCACAGUCUUUACGAUAGGUACAUUUCCCAACGAAGUCAAGAUUAUCUUUUCUACUUUGCAUUGAUAAAAUUGUUUCCUCGCCUGUGAAUGAAUCUUAAAAUCGGUUGUUGUACUAUCUGUUGCAUUAGAUUGUGCCCCCUGGAUCCCUUCUGGAAGGGAAUAGUGCCUUGUUCCUUCGCUGCUAAACGGGAUUAAUUUCACCCCAGCUAUGAUAACCAAAGCAUGGAAGUGGGUUGGAUUGGAUAUGUGAAUUGAUAGAAACAUCGGCGUACACUGUACUGCAGUAGAGAUGGCAAGACUAUAGGAGGAAUUGAAAAUACAUUUAAGGUGUGGUAGCCGUGGUCGAGGUAUCCCAGGAUGCCGUUGGUGAAGAGGACUAUCGAGCCCAGGCACCUGUGCCACACGGUGCUGCCGCGGGCCAUCAAGAACGAGCUGGAGUGUGUGACCAAUGUGUCCCUGGCUAACGUCAUCCGACAGCUCAGCAGCCUCAGUAAGUACGCAGAGGAUCUGUUUGGGGAGCUGUUCAACGAGGCCCACUCCUUCUCCUUCCGGGUCAACUCCCUCCAGGAGCGCGUGGACCGCCUCUCUAUCAGCGUCACUCAGCUAGAUCCUAAAGAGGAGGAGCUAUCUCUCCAGGACAUUACUAUGAGGAAGGCGUUUAGGAGCUCCACCAUCCAGGACCAGCAGCUGUUUUCCCGACAGUCGCUGCCCAUCCCCCUGCAGGAGACGUUUGACCUCUGCGAGCAGCCACCACCCCUCAACAUCCUCACACCCUACAGGGAUGAUGGUAAGGAGGGGCUGAAGUUCUACACCAACCCCUCCUACUUCUUUGACCUGUGGAGAGAGAAGAUGCUGCAAGACACAGAGGACAAGAGGAAAGAGAAGAGGAAACAGAAGUUGCAGGACCCCCGCAUGUAUGAUCAGGUCUAUAGGUACUUAGACCUCCCUGGGCAGGUAAGGGGAAAUGACCGUACUCUGGAGACUGAGAAGGUACCGCGGGCGCCUCACGACCGGAAGAAGGAGUGGCAGAAACUGGCACUCGGGGCGGAGCUAGCUGAGGACGACUCUGAGGAAGCCUUAAAAGAAAGAGAGGCUAACGGCUCCGCCACCUACCACGACAGGUCUGGAGCUCCAAUGUACUUGGAAGGGAUGGACGGGCCGUUCUCCCUAGCAGCGUUGCCCUACAGUCAAAUGAACAAGCUGCUGAACCGUCCUGGGGACAGAAUGUACACGCGACCCCACGACCCCCCACCACUGCCCCCCAUGCACACUCUGGGAGACAUCAAACCCCCCUCCAUGAUCAGCUCCAGUUCAGGUUUUUCAGACAGCAGACCCCAGUCUCCAGCACAGAUGCACGGCUUCAACUCCAACACCCCUCCCCCUCCGCCUCCCCCCUUGCCCCCGCCACCUCCCCCUUUGCCUUCCAUGUCCAAGUCUGGCCCACGGGGCACCCCUCCUCCCCCUAUCCCUCCUCUACCAGUCCAGCAGCAGCCCCCGGCCAUCCCCCCUCCCCCCACCCCUCUCCAGAUCGCCCCUGGCGUCCUACACCCUGCCCCUCCCCCCGUGGCCCCUCCCCUCCACCUCUCCUCCCCGGCCCGCCUCCAACAGGUCCUGGAUAAGGGCCCGCGCCCUGGCCAAUCAGAUGGCACAGUGCUGCCCCCUCCCCCUCCUCCUCCUCUGCCUCUCCCAGGAGCACGGAGCUCCUCCCCCUGCCCGCCGGGCCCGCCCCCCGUGCCUUCGUUCCUGUCAGGUGCCGUGGGGUCCCCAGCCUCUCACUCCAGUGGGAAAAAACAUUCUGCCAGCCUGCCGCCCAUCAGCGACGCACGCAGCGUCUUAUUGGAGGCCAUCCGGAAAGGUAUCCAGCUCAGGAAGGUGGAGGAACAGAGGGAGCAGGAGGCGGCCAAACACGAACGUGUGGGGAACGACGUGGCCACCAUCCUGUCCCGACGCAUCGCCGUCGAGUACUCCGACUCGGAGGACGAGUCCGAGUUCGACGAGGGAGACUGGAUGGAGUGAACGAGAUGGAGGGAGAGGAGAACAGAAGGGGACAGAGGGCAAAACUGUCGCCCAACUAUACUCCCCAUCCUUACAACCACUAUCCUCUGUCAGUCCUGUUUUGCUUCCCUUUCAUACACUACUCUACACCUCUCUCUGCCUCUGCCCCUCUCUCUCUCGCUCACUCUCUCUCUCUCUCUCUGUCAAUUACUGUUCUUCUAUGUGUGUUUGGAUGAAAAGCUCCAUGUCAGUUGUUUGUUCCACGUGUUCUGGUCGGAAGAGAUUUUUGUACUCAUUUUUCAACACUACUGCACAUCGUUCAGUUGCUCUCAUGUUCUUUUCCUUCUUUAUCCUCCAAUUGUAUGAAAUCCUCCUCGUGUACAGUUGUUUCAAAAAUGAAAAAUAACCAAACUGUUUUUUUCUUUUCGAUAACCUUUUAAAGAAAAACUAUUGAUGAAGAACCAUUCAUUUUUUAUUUCCUGUUUGUUUCUCGCUGUUCAGUAUUAAUGUAACAAGGUGGCAUGACACUACUGUCCUUAGUACUAUCCUGCCUCCUGGUGGGCCAAAGUGGAGGUGAAUGGAUUCUGUAUUUUGAGUUUCUUUUCUAACAGAAAAACACAUGCCGUUUUUAAAUGGGCCAGUUGUUACCAAUAUGAACUACUUGAAGGAUGGUAGCCAUCCUGAAUAUCAGUCGGCUGUGGUUAUUUGCUGAGGAGAUUUAUUGGAGUCGUUCUUUGUUUUUAUAUUAUCAGCAUUUGACUUAUCACCUUAGAACAAGGAAAAUAUUGUGAUGAUGAGAUGUUAUGUGAUGGUUGUUGUAUGAUUAAAGAAGGAUAAUGGUGAGAUAUUAGAAUAAUCAGAACCACUUAACAGUAGUUUCCCACUGGGCACACACUGGUUUAAUCAACGUUGUUUCCACGUCAUUUCAAUUAAAUUACGUUGAACCAACGUGGAAUAGACGUUGAAUUGACGUCUUUGCCCAAUGGGGUCUGACCAACAAGAACCACUUUACAGUAGUGUCUGGCCAAUAAGAACCACUUUACAGAACCAAUAUCGAAGGCAGCUUAUUUCCCAGGUUCCCCCUCUCUCUGUGUGUCAACUAACGAGAAGCCUUAUCUCGUUUGACUCUAGAACACUAAAUAAGGGCUCUGUUCAAUCUGUAUCACUGAAGCGUUACAGAUUGUGCAAUACACAUUUUAAGGUAAUUUCCAAUUGCGCCGACAGGUGCUGCGUUUACUGUGAAUGCAGUCUCCGCUAACUCGUGAAUAUUACCUUUCAAUUUCAAUCACUCUGUAACGCUGAACUUCAGCGAUACAGAUUGAAGAGAGCCUUAACAGUUACUAUGAAGAAUUUAAAUAAAAUAACGCCGUUGGUCUACCUGUGUUUCUGCUGCCAAGGGGGCGGGGCCAUGGUGAGAAAGAAGGAGUCAUCUGCCUUCACGGCUCCCUUUGAAGAAGAUGUCUACCGUCCUUUUCUUUCUUUCUCUUUCUUUUCUUUCUUUCGUUCUUUCUUCUACUUGCCUUACUCUUUGUACAGACAUAUCGUUGAGUUGAUUAAUGUAUUGUGCUGUUACUACUUUUUUGCCUGCGCUGGUAUGAAUUAGCUGUUUCUAUGUUUGGGGAGUGGGAGAGUGGAAAAUGAACCCUGUGUUAAAAAAAACUUAUGUAACUGUUGACUGUAACAGUUUGCUUGAAUUAAUAAAAGUUAAUGUUAUGUUUCAGGA